Metopolophium dirhodum (rose-grain aphid) is the source of this 1023-nucleotide messenger RNA. RefSeq names its product basic-leucine zipper transcription factor A-like. The record is from RefSeq and is a predicted model, not a curated record. The transcript has 5 exons. Bases 1 to 1023 code for a protein of 340 amino acids. Lineage: Eukaryota; Metazoa; Arthropoda; Insecta; Hemiptera; Aphididae.
AUGUCCGACGGCAGUGGCUGUAGUGAAAUGCGACAGGUGUCCGUCAAGGACCUGAUACCAGAGAGUCGAUUGGCGGUCGUCGCUGGCGAUUUCUUCGUCUCGGAUCCUGUGGUUUACGAUGGCGAUGAUGUGUUCGAAGUGAACCUGACGCCCGACGACCGUGCCGGCCGACAAGCCCGUCUCCGGUUCUCCGACAUGGAGACGUGGAUGUUACCUGAUACCGAGUUUAUGUUUCUCAGGUGCAUCGCGGGCGCGGAUGCUAAUGAUGUUGAACAUUUUAUUGCGGAAAAAAGCCAUUGGUUAGGUGGAAAAAAUAUAUCUUUGAAUUUAGAUGUAAGCAAAACCAUAUUUAACAGGCAAACUAAAUUGGUGUUGCAUAAUACCAAACCGCUGCAGAAAACCUUAGACUACCAUAUUACAAAUGCAUCACAGCCGUUAAAAAAAACUAAUUUCAUACUUGAAGAUUGGCCUUACGUUAGUUUAAAUAAGCCAUUAAUACCAAAAGGAACUGACGAUGAACUCGCACCGUGGAUGAGAUCACGAAAUAAACAAUUUAACACUUGUCUUCCUGAAAAAUCGAAUAAAACGCCACAAUCAGCUUUUUCGACGCACGAUUAUGAUUUUUUGCACGGAUACUGGAAACUACAGCAAACACAGCAACAGAAGCAACACCAGCAACCACAUCAACUGUACCAACAACAACAACAACACCUUCACAAAUUAUAUCAACAACAACGACAGCAACACCAAUACCAACAGCAACUCCAACACCAACAACGACAGCAACACCUGCAACACCAUUUACAGCAUAGGGCAGUUUUUUACCCACCGCCAUCAUCCCGCCAACAAGUGUUUAUGUAUGGUCAGCAGCCGAUGAUCGGACCAUACUUGUCCAAUAUCGCUUUCCAAGGAUGGCCGGGUAACUUUUACCAGCGAUUAUCUACCCCAUUUCUACUGGCGACACAUUAUCAUCAGGACCCGCACAACAACGAUUCGUCGUCAGCAACUACUACCCAACAUUAA